Molecule: messenger RNA, 3744 nt
Organism: Manis javanica (Malayan pangolin)
Lineage: Eukaryota; Metazoa; Chordata; Mammalia; Pholidota; Manidae
Source: RefSeq, a predicted model, not a curated record
AGCCCACAGAAGGAGAGAGGGAAAUAUGGAACCAGAUCAGCGCUGUCCUCCAGGACUCCGAGAGCAUCCUCACAGACCUGCAGGCGUACAAGGGCGCAGGGCCUGAGAUCCGAGAUGUACGCCAGUGAUCCGCCUGAGCUGACAGCACCCUUGGAGGAGAGGGGACCCCGUGCAAUCCAAAAUCCCAAUGACAUUCAGCUUCAAGAAAAAGCUUGGAAUGCAGUGUGUCCUCUGGUUGUGAGGCUAAAGAGAUUUUAUGAAUUUUCCAUAAGGCUAGAGAAAGCUCUUCAGAGUUUAUUAGAAUCUCUGACCUGUCCACCCUACACACCAACCCAACACCUGGAGCGGGAACAAGCCCUGGCAAAGGAGUUUGCAGAAAUUCUACAUUUUACCCUUCGAUUCGAUGAACUGAAGAUGAGGAACCCAGCUAUUCAGAACGACUUCAGCUACUACAGAAGGACGAUAAGUCGCAAUCGUAUCAACAACAUGCAUCUAGACAUUGAGAAUGAAGUCAAUAAUGAGAUGGCCAAUCGAAUGUCCCUCUUCUAUGCAGAAGCCACACCAAUGCUGAAAACCCUUAGCAAUGCCACCAUGCACUUUGUCUCCGAAAACAAAACCCUGCCCAUAGAGAACACCACAGACUGCCUCAGUACAAUGACAAGUGUUUGCAAAGUCAUGCUGGAAACUCCGGAGUACAGGAGUAGGUUUACAAGCGAAGAAACACUGAUGUUCUGCAUGAGGGUGAUGGUGGGGGUCAUCAUCCUUUAUGACCACGUCCACCCUGUGGGAGCUUUCUGCAAGACGUCCAAGAUCGAUAUGAAAGGCUGCAUAAAGGUUUUGAAGGAGCAGGCCCCUGACAGCGUGGAGGGGCUGCUGAAUGCCCUCAGGUUCACUACAAAGCACUUGAAUGAUGAAUCAACUUCUAAACAGAUUCGAGCGAUGCUUCAGUAGAGCUCUGCUCAAAGAAGAGGAUCUAUGUACUGACCUCAGAAGAUGUAUAUGUUUACAUAAUUUAAUACAGAUUGAUGUUAAUACUUGUGUAUUUACAUAACCAUUUCCUUCUUGUCACCGAAAUAUACGGACCUUGAUUUGUAUCCUGACUGACUCACCCCAGCAGAGCAUAAAUUGACUGGAGAGCCUUACCUUUGAUGUCUAAAACAAAAUCCCCUUCUCCAAAGGCAAAACUGGGAGACUUUUAUCUUUGCUACUGGAGUCCUUUAGCGACAUCUGUAACAAUCAGAAAUUCUUAAUAGUUUGUGGUAGUAGUUUAAUUCUAGAUGCGUAAUCUCUCUGGGAAGUAUAGUUAUAGAAACAGAGAGUAUUUGAUUUCCUGUGUCAGCUCAGCUACAAAAGAUACGACUGUUAUCCUGACAGAGAGACAGAGGAAUCUGAGAAAAGAAAAAGGCACAUGAAGAAACAAACCCAAGUGUUUCCAAUUCAGCACAUCCCCCCCCCCUAUCCUCAGGCUGCAAGCCACACGUGCAACUUUCCUGUUUGCAUGUAUUUUGUUUAUCGGCCUAUUCCCUUUCUGUUUGGAUUUAUAUCCAACAUUCCCUUUAGAUUCUGCAAGAGGAUAAUCACCUGUUUUGAUUCUUAGUGGGAGAGAAGCAAGAAUACGUAGGCGCGCUGUAUAGCUGAGCUGAUGAGGGUGCUCUCUCCCAAGCUGGGGACAGGUCGGGAGCAAGGUCACCCAGGCAACACGAUAGUCAUCUCUCUGCUUCACCCUUCUGUCUGCAGAGACAGGGAGGUGGAACUUUGGCUUUGAAAUUAUGAGUAAGUUUGCUGACACUCCAGUUGUCUUCAGAGUGCUGGGCACACUGACCCUCCUAAAAGGAGCCCUGUGCCCUGUGGACCAUUCAUGUGGCAACAGAGGUCUCGGGUACUUCAUCAAUUACCAGAGCACUGGGGAAAUUUGGAGGAGAAAAUGUGCAUUUUCCCAUCAUAUUUGAAAGGCAGCUCCUCCCUGCCCCCACUGCUAGCUUGUUGCGAUGUGUAAAGCUCUGGUCUAAGUACCUGGAUUUAGUCCUAGCCAGGUUGACUCACAGCAUGAUAUUAGGAAAUUCACAUAAGCUGUCUGUGUCUUACUUUUCUCACCUAUAAAAUGGACAAGUAAAACAGACAAUCUCCAAGAGCCCUACAAGGCUAUGAGCCAAUAAAAUGACUGGCUCUCACAUGCUUCUUUUGUGAGUAGAGCCCAGUCAGCAUCAGGCCAUCUAUCUAGAUGAUUAGCAAUAUGACAAGACCUAGAGUCGUUCUGUCUGCAGUUCAGAGUUUAACAUGGACUCUUGGAAAUCUUCCAUUCUGUCCGCCAGUGGAAAAAUGAGACAGAGGGUGAAGUCAGAGAGGACCAGUCCAUCCUACGUAGGACUAGAAUCCAGGAUGCCUCACUCCCAACUCCGUGUUCUUUCCUAUUUCACCACGUAGCCUAUGCACAUCUAUGGGAUGAGACUGGACAUCUUAAAAUAAGCCAUCUAUCUGGCCUAUAUUAUUUCUUGACUGUUGUGAUAAAGAAAGAGUUGCCCAGUGAAUGAUAAGUUGGGUCUGAGCAUGUCAAGGUUUCAUUCACCAUAUCCCAGGGAAUGAGUUUAAUAAGACACCAUUGCUUUCCAGACUUUAGUGCCCAGCUGGCAUUCCCUUAAGUUCUCCAGGAAUAGGGGAAACCUACCUUUGUUUGUUUUAUUUUUAACAAAGAAAUCCAGUCAAGGAGCAGAACGCAUUCCCCUCACUCUAGCCAAACGCCAGUCAACAGAGAGAGGAAAGGCCCUUUUUCUCAGAGCUUUUCAAGCUGACCAAAGUAUAGCUGCUUGGACGGGGGUUCCCUCAUCAGAACAGAAAUGCACUGGGUGGCCUUCAAGACCUUUUCAAAUCUAGAGAUUCUAAAACCCUAGCUAGAGGAAGCCAGAAAAUAUUCUGAUAAUGGGUGAACAAAUUCAUUAACUAUUCAGCUUAAGAAAUGUUCUAUUUGGCAGCCACAUAUUAUCCUUGGACAGCAACACUGUCAAGAGUAGAAAUAUAGAGCGCUCAAUGUUUAUUGUCAUUGAGUCCAUUUUCCCUUUUGAUCAGGUGAGGAGAUAAGUCAUUAAAGAGGACAGGGCAUGCAGAGUAAAUAGUUGAGCACAUUUAUAAUUUUUAAUUAGAAUUUCUAUCAAAUGGGACCAGACUAAAUGGGGGUGGGGGGCUGCUGGCCUACUCCAAUUUAGCCAAGCCACCUUGUUUCAAAACCAAGAUUCACAUACACGGAUUCUUAAAUGCCCGGGACCUGAGCUGUUGUCUCUAAUUAUCAUGAGGACAGGUUAACUGGAUGUCUGUGAUCACUAACAGGUGAUGGGCCUUUGGUCCAUUCCAGAGCUACUGUGGGAGACAAUUCUUUUAACAGACUGUCCUCUAGGCAUCAGGAGUCCUUGAACAAUCAUGUUUUUUUAUUGUUGUUCUGCAUGCACACGUCCAAAAUCUGUGGGUGGUUUAGGGGAAGGACUAGAGACAGUAUCCAUUUCAAUGUUAACUAUAUUUCAUAGUUGAUGGUUCAUAGUUUCAAAUAAAGUGUUUUCCAUUACUCAGAUAUUUAUUUUUGGGCAAGCAACAAAGUGAAAAUUACAUUUCUCAGAUGCACUGCUACUUUGGCAUUAUAACUUUUUUCUCAGAAGCCUUUUUCAUAUGCCACUGAGAAUUACUAGUGAAAAGCAAGUGGCAAUGAAUGUUUUGAACUGUGGUAGUCCAUUAGGAUUGAAGUAUUAAUAACAACCA